Messenger RNA from Perognathus longimembris pacificus (Pacific pocket mouse), 4244 nucleotides. It is a transcript of the gene Mcm8, whose product is annotated as minichromosome maintenance 8 homologous recombination repair factor. Lineage: Eukaryota; Metazoa; Chordata; Mammalia; Rodentia; Heteromyidae. The record is from RefSeq and is a predicted model, not a curated record. Gene Ontology annotation, cellular component: nucleus; MCM complex. Gene Ontology annotation, molecular function: single-stranded DNA binding; ATP hydrolysis activity; ATP binding. Gene Ontology annotation, biological process: double-strand break repair via homologous recombination. The transcript has 19 exons. Bases 1406 to 3892 code for a protein of 828 amino acids.
AAGAAUUUAGAGGGAAACUUGACUGUGGCUGACGGCGUUUGGGUGCUCCGCUCUCCAGAAAAUUUCUCCAGGCUGCGAGGGGAAAAACGGAAGCGCCUAGCACUGUGGCUACGGGAGGGAUCUGGUCCUGCCCGGGGACUUCCGGAGAGCCGCGGCUGGGAGAGCCGCCAGACUUGGCAGGGGUAUCCCGAGGAGUCUCUGCGAAGCCCCCCUGUGGGAGGCCGAGUCCAGAUCCACGGAUUAGCGCGUACCCCGGAACUCGCUCGGUCGUCCGCUGGGAGAGCUGGGGGACCUCUUUUCCAUGCAAGUAGUAGUGAGGCUAAGGAGACAUAGAUAAAGCAGGCUAUUUAAGGAAGCCCGGCCGGCCCGCGGAAGGCCCCUUCCCUCCAGUCCUAUUCCCUUAGAAACAGGAUUCCCACCGUAUUUAGCGUUGCCAGUACAACGCCUCAGCUUUCGAGUCUGAAGACUGACCUGUGACCUCUGUAUUAUCAACAGACAACUCAUCUACAUUUUGGUUCUUGUCUGUGGAGCUUCAGUUUCGUCUUGUUUUUGAAAUAGCGCCUCCCUGUGUAGCCUACAUUGGCCUCAAGCCUGUAAUGCUUCUGGUCAGAGCCCUGUUCCGACCUAAUUGUGACCAUUAAUGACUUUCCUAAUUAAAUAAUCCUUUAAUGACUCAGGCAGGCUUUCUUGUGACGAAUGACACUACACAGUACGAACCAAUGAGUUGUAGCCAUACUACCUGAGUUCCUUUUUUUUAAUUUAAGAAUUUACAACAGUGUUGGGUUUAUAGAAAAUGAAUGUGGUGCUGCAGGACUGGUUAUGUAAGGGGCUGGGUAAUUUUUUCCUGUUGUCUCACAGGUCAGGUUUAUGUUCAACGAAUUCUGUCCUGUAAAAUAUCGCUGCAAACAAGUGAUCAUAGAGUUAAUUGGUUUACUGUCACCUCUGUCGUGGUCACCUCCUUGAAAAGUGGUACAAGUGCAGUACCUUAAAAAUUAUUUUUGUUCCAUGAACACUUAGUAAACUUAAUUGAACGUCUAUGAUAGGCCUUAAAAAGAUAGGAAUUAAAGGAAUAAUUGCAGAAUAUUGGAUUUUGCACAGUUGUAUAUAACUACAUUAAUACGUUUCCCCCCCCCCCCCCCAUACAGAAGUUUGAACCUGGGGCCUUUGUGCUUUCCCAGACUUUACUGCUUUAGUUAUUUUUUAGAUAGUCCUGCAUUUUUGAUGCAAGACCAAAGAGGCUGGUGCAAGCCAGGAUCUUGACUUAGGUCCUCCUAUAUAGGCCUCUCACAUAGCUGGAGUUACAGGAAUGAACCAUCGCCCCUGACUUGUUUGUUGAGAUAGGGUCUUGUUAACUUAUCCUGAUGGUCUCCAUCUUUACCUCCUGGGUACCUAGUUUACAGAAGACAUGAAUGGAGGCUAUAGAGGCAGAGGACGAUUUCAAAGCUGGAAAAAAGGAAGAGGUGGUGGGAAUGUCUCAGGAAAAUGGAGAGAAAGAGAACACAGAGUUGACCUGAAUAAAACUGUGGGAAAACAUAUUGCUGGACAAACUCCACAGCCUUUACGACAGUCAACACUGGAUCAAUUCAUACCAUAUAAAGGCUGGAAGCUUUAUUUCUCUGAAGUUUACAGUGAUAGCUCUCCUUAUAUUGAGAAGAUUCAAGCUUUUGAAAAAUUUUUUAUGAGCCGUAUUGAUUUAUAUGAUAAGGAUGAAAUAGAAAGAAAGGGAAGUAUUUUGGUGGAUUUUAAAGAACUGACAAAAGAAAGUGAAAUAUUUAACUUGAUAUCAAAUAUAGCAAGUGAACUAAGGGAUGCACCUGAGAAAACCUUGGCUUGUAUGGGUCUGGCAAUACAUCAGAUAUUGACUAAGGAUCUGGAAAGACAUGCAGCAGAACUACAAGCCCAAGAAGGAUUGCCCAGUGAUGGAGAAACAAUGGUAAAUGUGCCCCACAUUUAUGCAAGGGUGUACAACUAUGAGCCUCUGACACACCUCAAAAAUAUCCGUGCAAAUUACUAUGGAAAAUACAUUGCUCUGAGAGGAACAGUGGUUCGAGUCAGUAAUAUAAAGCCUCUUUGCACAAAGAUGGCUUUUCUUUGUUCUGCAUGUGGAGAGGUUCAGAGCAUUUCUCUUCCAGAUGGAAAAUAUAAUCUUCCCACAAAGUGUCCUGUGCCUGAAUGUCAUGGGAAGUCAUUUGUUCCUCUACACAGCUCUCCUCUCACAGUUACAAUGGACUGGCAGUCAAUCAAAAUCCAGGAGCUUAUGUCCGAUGCUCAGCGAGAAGCAGGUCGGAUUCCACGAACAAUAGAAUGUGAACUUGUUCAUGACCUUGUGGAUAGUUGUGUCCCGGGAGACACUGUGACUAUUACUGGAAUUGUCAAAGUCUCAAAUGCUGAAGAAGGUUCUCGAAAUAAGAAUGACAAGUGCAUGUUCCUUUUGUACGUCGAAGCAAAUUCUGUCAGUAAUAGCAAAGGGCAGAAAACCAAGACUUCUGAGGAUGGUUGUAAUCAUGGAACAUUGAUGGAAUUCUCACUUAAAGACCUUUAUGCCAUCCAAGAGAUUCAAGCUGAAGAAAAUCUGUUUAAACUCAUUGUCAACUCUCUUUGCCCUGUCAUUUUUGGUCAUGAACUUGUUAAAGCAGGUUUGGCAUUAGCACUUUUUGGAGGUAGCCAGAAAUAUGCAGACGACAAAAACAGAAUUCCAAUUCGAGGAGACCCACACAUUCUGGUUGUUGGAGAUCCAGGCUUGGGAAAGAGUCAGAUGCUACAGGCAGCAUGCAAUGUUGCUCCACGUGGUGUGUAUGUCUGUGGCAAUACCACAACUGCCUCUGGUUUGACUGUAACUCUUUCAAAAGAUAGUUCCUCUGGUGACUUUGCUUUGGAAGCUGGUGCUUUGGUGCUCGGUGAUCAAGGCAUUUGUGGAAUAGAUGAAUUUGAUAAGAUGGGGAACCAGCAUCAAGCCUUGUUAGAAGCCAUGGAACAGCAAAGUAUUAGUCUUGCUAAGGCAGGUGUGGUUUGCAGCCUCCCUGCAAGAACUUCCAUCAUUGCAGCUGCAAAUCCAGUUGGGGGACACUACAAUAAAGCCAAAACAGUUUCUGAGAAUUUAAAAAUGGGAAGUGCCUUAUUAUCCAGAUUCGAUUUGGUCUUUAUUCUGUUAGAUACCCCAAAUGAGCAACAUGAUCAUUUACUCUCUGAACAUGUGAUUGCAAUAAGAGCUGGCAAGCAGAGAACUGUGAGCAGUGCCACCGUAGGUCGUAAGAAUACUCAGGACUCAAAUACUUCUGUGCUGGAAGUGGUUUCUGAAAAACCACUGUCAGAAAGACUAAAGGUAGUUCCUGGAGAAAUAAUAGAUCCAAUUCCCCACCAGCUAUUGAGAAAGUACAUUGGCUACGCUCGACAAUAUGUCUACCCUAGGCUAUCCACAGAAGCUGCUCAAGUUCUUCAAGAUUUCUACCUGGAACUCCGGAAACAGAGCCAGCGAUUAAGUAGUUCACCAAUCACCACCAGGCAGCUAGAAUCUUUGAUUCGCCUCACAGAGGCCCGAGCAAGGUUGGAAUUGAGAGAAGAAGCAACCAAAGAAGAUGCUGAGGAUAUAGUUGAAAUUAUGAAAUAUAGCAUGCUAGGAACUUACUCCGAUGAAUUUGGAAACCUAGAUUUUGAGCGGUCCCAGCAUGGCUCAGGAAUGAGUAACAGGUCAACAGCAAAAAGAUUUAUUUCUGCUCUCAAUAACAUUGCUGAAAGAACUUACAAUAAUUUAUUUCAAUUCCAACAACUUCGGCAGAUUGCCAGAGAAUUAAACAUUCAGGUUGCUGAUUUUGAAAACUUUAUUGGAUCAUUAAAUGACCAGGGUUACCUCUUGAAAAAGGGUGCAAAGGUUUACCAGCUUCAAACUAUGUAAAAAGACUUUCCAAGUCAGACCCCAUAGAGUUUAUUAAUAAUGAAGACUAUGCAAAAAAAACCAGAGUUCUUCAGAAAAUGAUGUCCCAAAUGUAUUGUAAUAGGAAAGAAAUGUUAAGAUAUGGCCCACCAAGUUAAAGAGGGAUAAAGUCAUGUGUUAAUGUUAUAUAUCUUCUCCAAAAGGCUACAAAUAGCUUUCAUUAUUUUAUCUUAUUUAUAGUUAUUUUUUUUUACCUGUUUUUGAAAAUAGUUUGUAGCCUUUGCACAUGAAAUGUCUUAUCAGGGUAAGCAUUCUGGUAAUACAUAAACAAAUGAGUAUAUAUUCCAAUAAAACUUUAUUUUUCAACACUAAA